UUCUCAAAAUUCCAAAACGCGACUAAAAGAGCAGCAAAAAACGCAACGAAUAAUAACAAAUAGUUACUAUCUUGAUAAGGCAAGAAAGGUUACUAAUAAGAGCCCGCAAAAACUGCAUACCGUUUUCACUGUUAGCAACCACAUAAACAUGGUAGAGCAGCAGAAUUCAUCUUCCAAAGUUCAAGCUUUAUAUGAACUCUGCAAAAAGACCUUUACACCCUCCGGGGUACCCCCUUCCUCUCGUUCCAUCCAGAAACUCUGCUCUCUUUUGGACACGGUUGGCCCUGCUGAUGUAGGGCUUAGAGAGGAAAAUCCAGAUGAUGAUAGAGGGCAUGGCUUUCUUGGACCUAAUCGGUUGACCAGGGUUGUUCGAUGGGCUCAAUCCAUAACAUACGUAGAUAUUUUUGAAUGUGAUAGUUUUACGAUGUGUAUAUUUUGCUUUCCAACUUCUUCCGUUAUUCCACUUCAUGACCAUCCUAGUAUGACAGUUUUCAGCAAAGUUCUAUAUGGCUCUUUGCAUGUGAAAGCUUAUGAUUGGGUUGAGCCUUCCCGUUACCAAAAAAGCAAGGGGCCUGGUUAUCCAGCAGUAAGUUUGGCGAAGUUGACAGUUGAUAAAGUCUUGACAGCUCCCUGUGGGACGUCAGUAUUGUUCCCAAAAAGUGGUGGGAAUCUGCAUUGUUUCACUGCAGUUACCCCUUGUGCUGUGCUUGACAUUCUUACACCUCCUUAUAGAGAAGAUGCAGGCAGAAAAUGUACUUAUUACCAUGACUAUCCUUAUUCUACCUCCUCUAUAGGAAAUGGAGCUGAGUUAAGUGAUGAAAAAAUAGAUGACCAUGCAUGGCUUGCUGAGGUAGAAACACCUGAUCUCUAUAUGGGCCAAGGAGCAUACACAGGACCAACUGUCAAGGUUUAACUCUCAUCUGUUUGAUCAAUACAUUACCUGUAAUUCUCUUCCCAGUUUUGUUUACUCAGGAUCAUGUUAUUGUUAACUCUAACUGCAACUGGAAUGUUGAAUUUUGAACUCAGUGGAUGAUUUCUCUUUGAUUA
Populus nigra (black poplar) is the source of this 1047-nucleotide messenger RNA. Its product is annotated as plant cysteine oxidase 3-like. Bases 149 to 913 code for a protein of 254 amino acids. The record is from RefSeq and is a predicted model, not a curated record. Lineage: Eukaryota; Viridiplantae; Streptophyta; Magnoliopsida; Malpighiales; Salicaceae. Gene Ontology annotation, molecular function: oxidoreductase activity, acting on single donors with incorporation of molecular oxygen, incorporation of two atoms of oxygen. The transcript is spliced from 5 exons.